CCAUUGCCCCCACAGCCCCACAUGACUCUCUCUCCCUCUCUUCUAAUUCUCCCCAUAAAUACCCUACAAUCCCCCCUCCAACUUUUUCACUCACACCCACCCCUAACCACUCUCUUUUCUUUACUCUCAUUGAAGCAUAAACACAAACACUUACAGUGUAAAGAAAAAGAAAAUCAACUAUGGCCAUCAGAAAAUCAAACAAAUUGUCUCAAACAGCCGUCAUCAAACAGAUCGUCAAGAGAUGUUCAAGCUUAGGAAAAAAACCCGGUUACCAAGAUGUCGACGGCCUUCCGUUAGAUGUUCCAAAGGGACAUUUUGCUGUAUAUGUUGGUGAAAAUAGAAGCAGAUAUAUAGUACCCAUCUCCUUCUUGACCAGACCCGAGUUUCAGAACUUGCUUCAACAAGCUGAAGAAGAGUUCGGAUUUGACCAUGAUAUGGGUCUCACUAUUCCUUGUGAAGAAGAAGUUUUUCUGUCGCUAACAUCCAUGCUCAGAUAAAUUAUUCAGGUUUUUUUUUUGAUAAUUCGGGUGGGAGAAGAGCUUGUGGGAGGAAUUAAAUUCACGAUCUAAGCAGUUUGCUGCUGGCGCUUAUAUCAUUUGAGUUAUAACUCGCCGGUAAUUACUCGGGUUUUAAUUAGCUUAAUUAGAUGAAGCUGCUAUACUUGCUUCUCUUUUUUCUUUUUGGUCUGUAAUUUUUUCUUCUGGGUUUUUUUACUUGACUCUGACCCUAGAGAGAUUAAGAAUAACCCAUGAAAAAAGUAUAAUCUGGGUUUUAAAUUAGGGUUGUAAUUAAAUUAAGUUACCGUUCUGUGUAAAAAUUCCUGACAGUGGUGUGGGGUUGGUUUGUUACCAAACCAACUACAAAUGUACCCUCCGGGAGAACUAAUAUGAUCAAAUUGCUUGAUUUAA
Mercurialis annua (annual mercury) is the source of this 908-nucleotide messenger RNA. Its product is annotated as protein SMALL AUXIN UP-REGULATED RNA 51-like. The record is from RefSeq and is a predicted model, not a curated record. NCBI's taxonomy places the organism in Eukaryota, Viridiplantae, Streptophyta, Magnoliopsida, Malpighiales, Euphorbiaceae. Gene Ontology annotation, biological process: response to auxin. Bases 180 to 497 code for a protein of 105 amino acids. The transcript has a single exon.